GAACUUGAAGUUACGGUGCACGCACCCUCACCUCGGGUGUUCUGCAUUCUAACCACAAUCACAGCGACAGAACUACACAUCGAACCAGGUUACGAUCAGUUCCAUUAUGAUGAAAAAAAAAGUUGUAUAAAACCAGCAAACGCGUAUCAGUUCGGCGUCCGUGGCCUGCACACACUGAGAGGGAUUCCAUACUUUUCGUCAACUUUUCGAGUCUCAAGUGGAGAACAAGGAGAUACCGACGGUAUAAAGCUAUGGGAUGGCAGCUCUAUUCUUCAAUUUUGUAGUUCAUAUGUCUUCUUUCUCGCAGAAUCUGUCCAUCAACGUCGAUGAAGUUUUCAACUUCGACGCCGCUACUUUGGAGGAUACCCCAUAUUUAGCGGAUGAAGCGUAUCUGAGCAGUGACAUGUCCGAAGCAACUAUAGACGAGAUUUUUCGCUCUUCGUAUGGUUGGUGGCCGCAGGAGACGAGUUCUCUCAUGCUCUCGCCAUGUUUGCGAGGUUCGCCAGAGCUUACAGAAAUGGGAUGUAAACCUUUGACGUUUUCUAAACCAAUAUCUCCAACGUCAUCGCAAUCGAUAGAUCCUUGUCAUCUCUUGCUUGCAGAACACGAACGACCGCCGAUUCAACCAUCAGCAAUUUCUUCAGGUGCACUGAUGUCAGAGUGCACGAAAUUCAACGCGGUUGAUCCAGACAAAGCAAAAGCUGCGGAAACGUUGGAACAUCCUUGUGCCAGGAUACCCACACCCACUGCGGAAGUGAAACUUGAAGAAGAUAUACGAUUAGCCCCUUCGUCACAUAAUACUGAGGUUACGACUUCGGUGAAGCCAUCCGCUUCUAGAAACCACACCCUCCAAAGAACACAACGGCCACCGCACCACAUUCCCAUCCGCCAUUCCACGAGACUUGCAUCGAAGUCUGGUUUACUUAUCAGCUCUAUCGGUCCAGACCAUGGGUUGGACGAGGAGAACAGCUGCGAUGAUUCGUUUUCGCCUGUUAGAUAUUUGAAAUCCGGACGCAGACAGACCAAGAAGGUUCCUCAGCGUGUAUGGUGCAGCUCUUGCGGGUUAAAUUUUACGCGGGAAGCCGACCUCCGACGUCAUGAAGAGACCAUCCAUAGCAGUGUGUCUCUAGACGAGAUUUACAGCGAAACUCGGGAGCGAUAUCGCAUUUAUUGCAAUCGAUGCCGCGCGAUUCUAGGCCGUGUAGAUGCGCGUCAAAGACACGAGAAGAACAAAUCCUGUGGUCGCAGUCGCAUGAUUAGAGAAGCGAGGGAAAAGAACGGCACCAUUUCCGGCCACCUGCAGCUCAAACUUAAAGCCCAUCAGUCCUCUCGACCCCAUGCUGCCAGUAGCAGAUGAAAUUGAUGAAAGGCCUGUGGGUCCAGUGUCCAUCAUAAUUUAAGUCCUCUUAUCGAUUAUGAGGCGCCCAUAUCAUUAUCUCCUUGUAAACGACGCUAUACUACUAACCUAUUUACGCCCUCACCGGACCGCCUCCUAAGUCCGUUGUAUCUCUGCUUAAUCCUGUACCCUAAAUUCUUGCGGCUCGAAGAAUUCGCAACUUUCGAAUAGCACGG
Molecule: messenger RNA, 1572 nt
Organism: Serpula lacrymans var. lacrymans S7.9
Lineage: Eukaryota; Fungi; Basidiomycota; Agaricomycetes; Boletales; Serpulaceae
Exons: 3
Coding region: 653-1357 (234 amino acids)
Source: RefSeq, a predicted model, not a curated record